Molecule: messenger RNA, 603 nt
Organism: Guillardia theta CCMP2712
Lineage: Eukaryota; Cryptophyceae; Pyrenomonadales; Geminigeraceae
Exons: 1
Biological process (GO): protein phosphorylation
Molecular function (GO): ATP binding; protein kinase activity
Source: RefSeq, a predicted model, not a curated record
CUAGGAUCGGGUGGCUUCGGUGUUGUGUUCCGUGCCACGUACAAGGGCAGGGAUGUAGCAGUAAAAGAGCCGCACGACUCCGACUGCUUUCAGAGGGACGAGCGACUUCGCGCAGCCUUCAUGAGGGAGGCGAACAACCUGCACAAGAUGUACCAUAGAAAUGUGGUAGAGUUUGUCGGGGCCGUCACGGUCGACCACCACGGAGAUGCUUCUUACAUGAUGGUCACUGAACUGCUGCCGGAGUCCUUGGAAGGCUUUCUGGUUGGCAUGCAGACGUUGGGAGCAGAGGAGCGACGAGAGCGAGCACUGUGCAUUGCGAUGGAACUUGCCGAAGGCCUCGCAUUUCUGCACUCAGUGAGGAUAGUUCAUAGGGAUAUCAAACCGCAGAAUAUCAUGAUGGACCGACGGGGUUCGCCGAAGUAUAUUGACUUUGGGCUGUCCAAGGAAAAGGACUCUAUCCUCCCGUCGAGGAGCAGCACCAGGUUAGCAGGCACCAUCGACUGGAUGUCGCCGGAGAAGAAGAGGGGAGGAGCGUCGACGUCAGCAUCAGAUGUUUACUCGUUGGGGCUCGUGUUCAUGAACAUAGUAACCGGCGAGAAGCCU